Messenger RNA from Carya illinoinensis, 1733 nucleotides. RefSeq names its product CCR4-NOT transcription complex subunit 11. The coding region runs from base 159 to 1475 and encodes 438 amino acids. The transcript is spliced from 12 exons. Gene Ontology annotation, biological process: mRNA catabolic process; negative regulation of translation. NCBI's taxonomy places the organism in Eukaryota, Viridiplantae, Streptophyta, Magnoliopsida, Fagales, Juglandaceae. Gene Ontology annotation, cellular component: CCR4-NOT complex. The record is from RefSeq and is a predicted model, not a curated record.
UUGUAGAUGAUCUCAACCUCUCUCUCUCUCUCUACCCCCUCCCCCUCUCCCUGCAGGUUUCGAAGGUCAUUAGCAGAAUUCGGCGCCGUGUAGUUACUACAAGAACACAGAUCUUCUUUUUCUUUCUGUUCCUUCUUGAAGGAAAAGGGCGAAAGGAGAUGAUGAAGACGCUGAACACUGAAGAGUCAAUGACGAUCUACGCUCUGCUGAAAGCGGAGCAAAGGCCGUUGGACGAGAUCGCGUCCGACUUCAACUCCAAGCUUCCUAGAGCCCGCCACUUCGUCGCCUGCUCUUCCCUCGUCUUUCUCUUACAGGACAAAAAGAUGCUUUACUCAACUCAACGUUUGGUUGCAUUCACCAUUCUUCAUCAGGCUUAUGCCUCACAAAAAUCUUCUGCAAACCCUUUUAUAAACUUUAUUGUAGAUGCUGCAUCUGAAGAUGAAGCUGAAAAGUAUGAGAGAACAUUUAUUCUCCAGCUGCUAAGUUCUGAUGGUUCCAGUACUGGCAAAGAGUUUCUUAAACAGUCUGCUGCAGAUUAUGUCAACAGUUUUGAUCCUUCAUUGCAUGAUUUUCCUAAACGUGAACAGCUGCAGCAGCAGUACUGUGUUAAUAUCUCUCCAGAACCCUAUAAUUGCUUGUGUAAGGAUGGUUCAGUGAAAAGUAUGGUGCCAGACCCUGAUGUACCACUUGGUUGUGAUGCAAACUCACCCGAGUUUGACCUGCAACCUGGAGCCAAACCUAAACUUGGAUCUGGCGAUAGAGAAGAUACAGUGCUUGGGCUGUUGCGGAACUUGUCGCUGGAAGGAUUAGACCCUCAGUGGAUCAGACCUCUUCCACCAAGGCUUCCGAUACAGGAGGGGGAGCUAGUGUGGCUCAACCCUGACGAGAAUCAUGAACUUUUAUGGGACUAUGGUAUGUGUGUUGAUACUAGCAGAGGGGAAGCUGUUAGAGACUUAAUUGCAAAAGCUUUGAAGGGACCACUUGUGCCUCCACAGCAAGAGCAAGUCUUGGUGGAGUUGGCAAAUGACCCAAAGCUCGUGUAUCAUUGUGGGCUGACACCGAGAAAGUUACCAGAACUGGUGGAGAAUAAUCCUCUAAUUGCAGUUGAAGUUCUCACCAAAUUGAUAAAUUCCCCUGAAAUUGUGGAAUAUUUUACAGUUCUUGUCAAUAUGGACAUGAGUCUACACUCAAUGGAAGUUGUUAACAGGCUUACAACAACAGUUGAACUUCCCUCUGAGUUCAUACGCAUGUACAUAACUAACUGUAUAUCAUCUUGCGAGAACAUCAAGGAUAAGUACAUGCAGAACAGACUUGUGAGACUUGUUUGUGUUUUCCUCCAAAGCCUUAUCCGAAAUAAUAUCAUCAAUGUCAAAGAUCUUUUCAUCGAAGUUCAAGCUUUCUGCAUUGAAUUCUCGCGUAUUAGGGAAGCAGCUGCUUUAUUUAGGCUUCUCAAGGCCUUGGAAGGAACGAAUUGAUCCAUUUUGUUGGCCGUAGUUUUCUUGGACUAAGUAAUUAGCUUUCCUUUCCUUUUGUUGUUCUUUACAUGUAGAUAAAAACACUAUCAAUUAGAGUGCAGAUAGUCUCUCUCUCUCUCUCUCUCUCAUGUGCGCGAUCCACCAUUAUUGUACCAGUUCAUGCUUAAAAGAUAAUAAGACGAGUUUGGCAUGCAUGCAUGUUGAAAUUUACCCCAUAUACCUUUGUACAACAGCAUAGUUAUACAGGAAUUUACCCCA